CACACAAAUUGUCACUCAAUUUGUUUGCGUUUAUUUACAACCGAUUAGUGAACACUCGUUAUAAUGAAUGACUUGAAAGACAACAACUCACUGCACAUCAGUUGGUGUGACAGUCAAUGGCUUCCAGGUCUCGGCCAACACAAUGUCUUGGAGUACUUCAGCGAGAGAUCCAACCCUUUCUACGACAGGACCUGUAAUAACGAGAUCCUUAAAAUGCAGAGAUUGGCCACCGAUCAGCUCAGCAAAUUUCAAGGCAUUGAAUACAUACUACUUCACUGUCAAGAGCCGAUCCUAUACGUGAUCCGCAAACAGGAGCGCCACUCGCCAUCUCAGGCCACACCCAUCGCCGACUACUACAUCAUCGCCGGUGUUGUAUAUCAGGCGCCGGACUUGCAUUCGCUGAUCAACGCCCGCAUACUUUCCACGUGUCAUCACUUGUCCUCCGCUUUCGAAGAGUCCUAUUCCUACUCCCGAUACCACCCGUCCAAAGGCUAUUGGUUUGAGUUUAGCAAAGAUGGCGACAAAGAGGGCAAUAAAGACAAGAGCGAGAAGACCACCAAAGAGAAGGUCAAAGAGGAGAUGAAUAGUAGCACUAAAUUUCAACGAAAGAGAGUCGACAUAUUGUUGAGUGAAUUGACCAAAAAAUUUCCACCGAAACACAUCCAACAGACACCGCAACAGCCGCUCACCAACGAUAAGACCGCCGCCACGACCUCCGCAGACACCGAAGUCAAAGUGGAGCCCAAAACAGAGAAACCCGAGACCACAGCCGCCGCUCAGAGCGCGCCCACAACUACUGGACGGCGAGCGGCCGACACCAGUGCCGGCGGUCCGCCCGAGAAGAGACAGAGACUAAAUUGAGGAUUAAGUGUUGUGUAUAUAAGACUCAUAUAAGAGGUGUCACUCAUUGUCU
This is a messenger RNA of Medioppia subpectinata, 913 nucleotides long. NCBI's taxonomy places the organism in Eukaryota, Metazoa, Arthropoda, Arachnida, Sarcoptiformes, Oppiidae. The record is from the annotation of a GenBank genome assembly.